CCGAAACCACUAAAUUCAUCUUCUAAUGUUUCAGAUGUCCCAACUUUCAUCUUUUAACGAGUCAAAAGGAAAAAGAAAGGAUUAUGUUGUAUGAUCAGAUGAAGUUCUCGAAUCUGUUGAUCGGAUAAAAAGAACUUCAGUCAUUGUCAGUGAAUGCUUCGCCGAUCCUUCCUCUCCUUCAAAGCUUGACUAUGUCAACUAUUGCCAGCUGGGUUUGGGCCAAUCUUAUUUUUCAAUUCCGGUGAUUUUGACCUCAGGAUUCUCAUUUUCUCUGUUUCCCUGAGACUUUCUCGCCCAGAUAUCAUUCUUUUUCAUUUUAAGUAUUCAAAUUCAGUGUUGUAACUUUCCUGUGAUUGUGCUUGUACAAGGAUUUUCAGCCUCUUCUAUAAUAUAUAUAUAUAUAUAUUUCUUCUUUUUUGCUUUUUCUACAUGGUCUUCUUUCACAUUUUGUUGGUAAGCUGACCUCCGGACGCCGUGUGAGGACUUCUCCUCUUGUUUCUGCUUUUGGGGUCUUUCUAUUUUCUGGGUUUCUUCUUGUAGAUUCUCAAGAAUUGGGAUUUUCCAUCCGCAGACAAGGGGGGUGAAACCAAUUUCUGAUACCAGAUUAGGAAACUCUGAGUUCACUGAUGAUGAUUCGAUAUUAUUCCCUUGUUCUACAUCUGGAUUUGUAGUGGUUGUUUAUGUGGCCUUUGUCGGAGGCUAUGAAGUGUUUCCAUUUCUCCACUGGACAGAAGAAGGAAGAACAGAAGAAGGAUGAAACUAAGAACACAAAGUCCAUGUCAGUUCAGUCCUCAAACUCUACAUUUACUGAGUUUGAGAUGAAGGGCUCCAGCUCUGAGUUCAAUUCCCAAAAUGCAUCAGACAUGAGUGCAGAUUCCGUGGUGAGGAGCACUUUCCCGACCUUGUCUCAGAGGCCCAGCAAUCUCUCAGUGUUCACAGUUUCCGAGCUUAAGGCGGCCACGAAGAACUUCAGCCGCACUGUCAAAAUCGGAGAAGGCGGCUUCGGUUGUGUUUAUAAGGGUGUCAUCAAGAGCUCUGAAAAUCCAGAGGACAAACUUGAUGUUGCUGUGAAACAGCUAGGAAGACGCGGACUGCAGGGGCACAAGGAAUGGGUUGCAGAAGUAAACGUUCUUGGGGUGGUUGAGCAUCCAAAUCUUGUCAAACUGCUGGGUUACUGCGCUGAAGAUGACGAAAGGGGCAUGCAGCGGCUCCUGGUUUACGAAUAUAUGCCCAAUGGAAGUGUUGAGAGCCAUCUGUCCGCUCGAUCAUCGACACCUCUUCCGUGGGCCCAGAGGCUGAAAAUAGCUCAAGAUGCUGCUCGUGGCUUAGCAUAUCUGCAUGAAGGAAUGGAAUUCCAGAUAAUCUUCAGAGAUUUUAAAUCGUCAAACAUCCUGCUGGAUGACCAAUGGAACGCCAAGCUGUCAGAUUUUGGAUUGGCUAGAUUGGGCCCUGAAGAAGGACUAACCCAUGUUUCAACAGCGGUUGUAGGAACUUUCGGAUACGCAGCUCCUGAAUACGUUCAGACGGGGCAUCUAACAUACAAAAGUGAUGUAUGGAGCUAUGGGGUGUUCAUUUAUGAGCUCAUCACAGGUAGACGCCCAUUUGACCAAAACCGGCCCAAGCAUGAGCAGAAGCUAUUGGAUUGGAUAAGGCCAUACGUCUCAGAUUCAAAGAAGUUUCCACAGAUAUUGGAUCCUAGGAUUGACUGGACUGGCUCUCUCAAGUCGGUAAAAAAACUAGUUUCUAUUGCCAACCGGUGCUUGACCAGACAUGCUAAGUCGCGCCCAAAGAUGAGCGAGGUAUUGGCGAUGGUGAACCGGAUUGUUGACGCACCAGCAGAGAUGGGCAGUCCUCAACCGGCUGUAAGAACCUCCUCUGGGGAGACCAAAACAAAGGAGGCUAAGAGAAGGAUUAUGGACAACAGAAUGAAAGAAAGUAGUUGGCUUCUUCGGGCAUUGUCAUCUAAGCUUAUAAAGACAAAAUAAGUUUUUUGAGCUGAGGAAUUGGCUAGCUUUUCUGGUACACACAGAAGCUCAUGUGAUGUGAGAUAUAAACAGAACAAAAUCCAGUGAAUUUGUAUAUAGGUUUGAAUGCAAAUUGCACAAGACCAUGCAUGCUUUAUGCAAUAGAACUGCCUUUGUGCACUAAACUCGUUUGACUACUGAUGUGAGUAAGCAGACUUCCAUGCAAUUUUGCUUCAAUAAUUCAUUGUCUUGGUAGUGUGUUUUUGUAGUUGGGUAUUGUGUUUUAUACAUGAUGGAAAGCUUUUCUA
This is a messenger RNA of Diospyros lotus (date-plum), 2272 nucleotides long. Its product is annotated as serine/threonine-protein kinase PCRK1-like. Gene Ontology annotation, biological process: protein phosphorylation. Gene Ontology annotation, molecular function: ATP binding; protein kinase activity. The coding region runs from base 681 to 1985 and encodes 434 amino acids. Lineage: Eukaryota; Viridiplantae; Streptophyta; Magnoliopsida; Ericales; Ebenaceae. The record is from RefSeq and is a predicted model, not a curated record. The transcript has 5 exons.